AUGAAUGUGCUAAGCACUCCAAAGGAUUUAAGCCUAUUUGGAAAGAAAUUGCAAUCACAGUAUAUGAGAUAUACAGCUCAGAAGAUUUUUGGAUUCCAUGGGAUUUCUGAACAGCACAAUGGUUCUUUUGGUUGUUCCAUGAAGCACAAGAGAGCUGAUCAGGGAAUCGAAACGAUGAUGGAACCAAAGAAUGUUGCAAACCUAGGCACAUGCUAUGUUGGAAUAAUUUUUGCGCAUUCCCUUUGUUACCAACAUUCAAUAUUGCCCGAAAUGAAUUAUUAUUUCUUCCAUAUUGACAAACCAAGUUCUGAAUAUCCUGAAUACUUGUUUAAAAGCAGAAAUAGAAGUUUGAAAAAUGCUGCUGACUUGUUUCAUUCCCAUCAUUUCUAUGCUUCCGCCCCUACAUCAAUUAGCUUGAACAAAAACACAUGCCAUUUUAAUGGAUAUGAAAGCUUUUAA
Messenger RNA from Fraxinus pennsylvanica, 459 nucleotides. The record is from the annotation of a GenBank genome assembly. NCBI's taxonomy places the organism in Eukaryota, Viridiplantae, Streptophyta, Magnoliopsida, Lamiales, Oleaceae.